Molecule: messenger RNA, 1221 nt
Organism: Trichomonas vaginalis G3
Lineage: Eukaryota; Parabasalia; Trichomonadida; Trichomonadidae
Product: snoRNA binding
Exons: 1
Coding region: 1-1221 (406 amino acids)
Cellular component (GO): small-subunit processome
Molecular function (GO): protein binding; snoRNA binding
Source: RefSeq, a predicted model, not a curated record
AUGAAGCGCCGGAAUACGAAAGAGGAGGACGAAGAGAUCGAUUCCGAUGAGAUUGUAGACUUUAAUCCCUCCGAUACCGGCGAAAAAGAUGAACAAGAUAACUUUUUCACUGAAACACCAGAUGAAAAACGUAUAAGAAAGGCAAAAGAGCAUCUCGAAUUCAUCAAGAGACAAAAUGCGGAUAAUGAUGACGAAGCAGAGAAAGUUCUACGUGCAGAUUACGAAGAACAAUCGGGAACAAGAUUCGACGACAUCAAACUUCAAUUAAGUACAAAAAGUCCAGAGCCAAUUAGAUACCGCGCUCAUAGAGUUGCGCCAACAUGUUUCUGUUUUGGUCCUGGCUGCAUAUUUAGUGGAUCAAAAGAUGCAACUGUUGUAAAGAUAGAAUAUGACUUAGCAAAUCCAAGUUUCAGGAAGCAUGAAACCGUCGCGCUUGCUCAAGCACCUGUCAAUUCAAUCGAUUAUAAUUUUUCACGAAAGAUUUUAGCUGUUGGCUCAGCGGAUGGACUAGUUACUUUAUACGAUAUGGAAGGUGAUGAAACACCGAUUACAUUAAAAGGCCAUAGGAAGUCUGUGACCGGUGUAGUUUUUAAUCAGAAAGGAGUUGAAGUUUUCUCAUGUUCAGAAGACCUUAAUGUUAGAGUAUGGGAUAGUACAAACGGAAAUAUCCUGAUGACGCUCUUCGGCCAUCAGUCUUCCGUUCUCGGAUUAGAUUUUUGCAAUGUACUUGUUUCUUGCGGCGCAGAUAGAUCAGUUAGACUUUGGAAAUACCAAGAAGAGAAACAAUUAUUGUUCCUCUCCAAAAAGUGUCUCCAGUCCAUUGAAUGUAUUUCUAUGUUCAAUAAUACGAUGUGCAUCUCCGGAUCAUCUGAUGAGCAGCUAUGUCUAUGGGAUUUAACAAGAAAGAACCCACAGUACAUUAUAGAGCACGCUCACGGAGUUGGAAAUCCAAUUUCCGCAGUUGCAGCUCUCAGAUUCAGAAAACUGUUCGCAAGUGGCAGCUGCGACGGAUAUAUUCGUUUCUGGGAGAUUAAAGAUAGAAAGAUUGUUCCGUUGUUCAACGUAAAAUUGGAGGGAUAUGUUGUUGACAUGAAAUUCUCCGAACGCGGUGAUUUCCUCGCAGUACAGAUCUCUUACGAGGAAAGACUUGGUCGUUGGCACCCAACAAUUAAAACAAAACAAGGUGUUUAUAUAAUUAAGCUUGAAGCUGUCAAAAUAUAA